GGAGUAAAUAAGAUUAUUUGAUGUCAUCAGUUCGUCAUAGAUUCUAUGGCGCAAGCCUUGGGUGCUGCUUCCUUGACUUGUUUCUUGACGAAGUACACGAUUGCAUGCAUUGCAUGGGUUUGUGAAGUACAUCCCUGCUUUUGUAUGUCGGAGUUCAUUCAGUUUUGUUAAAAGUAUUUAAUUUGUGUGAUAUUCGGUUGACUUAAAAAUUAUUUGGUUGUAAUGGCAGACGAAGAAUACGAGGGAGAUGAUGGCGGUGACGAUUUCGAUGAUGUUGACGAAGAUGAAAAUUUGGAGGAAAUAGAUCAACAGGAAGAGGAAGGUGAAAACAUAGACCUGCUAGCAGCUGGUGCUGCUGGAGGUGGUGUUCAGAAAUCUAAAAGGAUUACUACCCGUUACAUGACUAAGUAUGAAAGGGCAAGAGUUCUGGGAACAAGAGCUUUACAAAUAGCGAUGUGUGCUCCUGUUAUGGUGGAAUUGGAAGGAGAAACUGAUCCUCUACAAAUUGCCAUGAAGGAAUUGAAGCAGCGCAAGAUUCCUAUUAUAAUACGACGAUAUCUUCCUGACAACAGUUAUGAAGACUGGGGAAUUGAUGAACUUAUUAUUAUUGAUCAUUAAUUUAUUUUUUUUACGUAAUAUGUAAAUGCAAAUGUGAUAAAGUGAAAUAAAACUCUAAUUUUAUUUCAUUACUCGCAGAUGUUCAGUUUUUGAACAAUGCAUAGCAGUAAUGUUUUGUUAUGUACGUUACUUCGUGACAUCUGCACACUUGAAUAUGUUGAUUGGGGUUAUUUUUGUAUUUCACUUAUGAAUACUAGAGAGAGGUAUUUUGACCUAGAUGAAGUUGAUAAAACUGCAAACUUGGAUGUAUUGUAAGGAUGUACAUGAAAUGUUCUGAGGCAAUAAUAUGACCAUUAUUGUGUGAAAUUCAUCUUGCAUGCUUCACUCCAAAUGGAAGUAAGUUUCAAAUUGUCACGGUACGUUCUGCUAACUCUAAAUACCUCUUCAUUUAAGUUUCAACUGCCACUGUAUGUGGUUGCAGUGUGAUAGUUCUCAAUUGCUAAACUAAACAUCAGAUCAGUGCCAGCAGCAUGUUAUAUCCUGGGAGCUACACACUUAGCAAGUUCUAAUUUUGUCCUGGAAUAUUUACAGAAAACAUCUUUUCACUUUUCAAGGAUCCAAAAAAAGAUUAUGUAAAUAGUGAGAAAUUGGUUUUGUUUUAAUAAUAAAAGGAACAUUAAUGAUGUAUUAUUAAUAUUAUCCUUUAUAGAGAAAUUAAGCUUUGCAUGUCAAAAUACACUAAUUCUACUCCCCCCCCCAUUCAGUUCAAAAAUCUAUGAUGAAAUGAGCGUGGAAUUUCUAAGGUUCAAAGUAAUGACUGCAUUGAAUUCAAUACUGAAGAAAGAAAUAAUUAAAACAUGCUUUGUAACUUUUCCCCAUUGUGCCCAUACCUGCUGCCUUUCCAACUUUACGGUCGGAAUAUUAUUAAAUUCGUGAAGAGCUGACAUGAAAUUGCACCAUAUUAUCUUCAAUAAAUCAAUAACAAUAUGAAGGUACCCUCUUAUGCGCCAGAAUCCCCUAGGUGUGACAGUAGGUUGGGAAGGGGGUGGUGGUAAAUUAUACAUAAAAUUAACUUCCUUUUCCUUUCUAUAGUGAUAAUGAUUAAUAAAAUACAUAUGCAACAUAGGGUACUUCAGCUAGUCAUAUGUUUGUUAGUCCUUGUUACAGUAUUGAAAAAAUUUUACUUUCUACACAUGGAGAAAAAAAACAAGACAAAACUUUGAUAUAUGUUCUGUUAAUUCUAACACACUGGUUGAAGUGUGCUAGUUUUCUAUAUAUGUGUGAAGCUAAAAAUCUUUUAUAAAGAUAAAAACACUAACACCCAAUUUGUGGGUCAAGCAACCUCUAAAUGGACAAUGUUGUGUUAUAGGCACUAGUUGCCAAAAUAAGAACAUAUUCACUUGUCUCAGAAAUAACUAGUUUGGAUUUUGCAUUCAUUUAAUUGGAUUUAUCUAUCUGAAUAGGAAAUGUACUAAGAUAGUAGAAGGGAGAAGUUUUUUAAAUGUAUGAUUUCUAAAUGAAAUGUACACAAAACACGUGACGGCGAUGGUGUAACGGUUAGCGUACUGGACUGUUGUACCCAAGUUGGCGG
Messenger RNA from Gryllus bimaculatus (two-spotted cricket), 2149 nucleotides. The record is from the annotation of a GenBank genome assembly. NCBI's taxonomy places the organism in Eukaryota, Metazoa, Arthropoda, Insecta, Orthoptera, Gryllidae.